Myotis lucifugus (little brown bat) is the source of this 1044-nucleotide messenger RNA. RefSeq names its product olfactory receptor 56A1. Lineage: Eukaryota; Metazoa; Chordata; Mammalia; Chiroptera; Vespertilionidae. Gene Ontology annotation, biological process: G protein-coupled receptor signaling pathway. The transcript has a single exon. The record is from RefSeq and is a predicted model, not a curated record. Bases 31 to 975 code for a protein of 314 amino acids. Gene Ontology annotation, molecular function: G protein-coupled receptor activity; olfactory receptor activity. Gene Ontology annotation, cellular component: membrane.
GAGAAGCCUUCUCAGCUCGAGAUUAAUUCAAUGGCUUCACCCAGCAACUACUCCACUGCCCCAGUCUCCGAAUUCCUCCUCAUCUGCUUCCCUAACUACCAGAGUUGGCAGCACUGGCUGUCCCUGCCCCUCAGCCUCCUCUUCCUCCUGGCCAUGGGGGCCAAUGGUAUUCUUUUGAUCACCAUCCGACGGGAGGCCUCUCUGCAUGAGCCCAUGUACUACCUGCUCAGCCUGCUCUCACUACUGGACAUGGUGCUCUGCCUCACCGUCAUCCCCAAGGUCCUGGCCAUCUUCUGGUUUGACCUCAGGUCCAUCAGCUUCUCUGCCUGCUUCCUCCAGAUGUUCAUCAUGAACAGUUUCCUCCCCAUGGAGUCCUGCACCUUCAUGGUCAUGGCCUAUGACCGCUAUGUAGCCAUCUGCCAUCCUCUACGAUACCCAUCCAUCAUCACUGAUCAGUUUGUGGCCAAGGCUAGUGUCUUUAUUGUCGCACGAAAUGCCCUUCUCUCUGCACCCAUUCCUAUUCUCUCUGCCCAGCUCCAUUAUUGUGGAAAAAAUGUCAUUGAGAACUGCAUCUGUGCCAACCUGUCUGUGUCCAGGCUCUCCUGCGACAAUUUCACCCUGAACAGACUCUACCAAUUUGUGGCUGGCUGGACCCUACUGGGCUCAGAUUUCAUCCUUAUCUUCCUCUCCUACACCUUCAUCCUAAGAGCUGUGCUUAGAUUCAAGGCCAAGGGGGCUGCAGUCAAAGCCCUGAGCACGUGCAGCUCCCACUUCAUCCUCAUCCUCUUCUUUAGCACCAUCCUGCUGGUUGUGGUGCUGACAAAUGUGGCCAGAAAGAGGGUCCCUAUGGACAUCCUGAUCCUGCUCAAUGUCCUUCAUCACCUCAUACCUCCUGCCUUGAACCCCAUUGUAUAUGGGGUUCGGACCAAAGAGAUAAAACAAGGAAUUCAGAAAUUGCUGCACAGAGAAAUGUGAAUAUGUAGAAAAGGUGUCUAAAUCCUUCUCCCCUAUUUGCUUAGUGAUUUUCCUAGGUAGCAAUGCCUA